Molecule: messenger RNA, 279 nt
Organism: Strongylus vulgaris
Lineage: Eukaryota; Metazoa; Nematoda; Chromadorea; Rhabditida; Strongylidae
Source: the annotation of a GenBank genome assembly
AUGAUCAAUACCAUCAUUGUUUGCAUUAUGAGUUCAUUCUACGUUGUGCUUGCAGCCAUUGUCGUCUUGGCUCAAAAAUCCGAUGCUAGCUUUGGGCAUACGUACAGUUUUGGAGAGGCACCUUCUGUAGCUGCUCCUGCUCCCAUUGUAGCUGCAUCCAUUCCAGUCAUGUCUGCCGCAGUUCCAAUAGUGGCUUCUGCUCCUCCAUUGUAUCCAUACAUGGUGAGUUUACCUAAAUUUUUCUUCUCCCCAUUUCACAAAAUUGACAAGGGAAUAUAA